CGGCGACUCAGUCUGAGUGUCGCGUCUAGAAACCGAAAGAUCUUCGCUAAGAAAAGACGCUAAACGAGGAAGGGGAGGUUGUCCAGCAGCUGCUGUUAGACCCGUGUGAGGAAAAAACGCUGCUAUUCCUGCACUCACUUCCUGAGCGAAUACACGCAACGUUACCGCAAACUAACAGUUAGUAACAGCUAGCGUUAGCGUAGAAAUGGGGAAUCGCGUAGCGUUAGCUCGCGAGGAUUUUGAGUGGGUUUAUACGGACCAGCCUCACGCCGACCGGAGGAAAGAGAUUUUGGCUAAAUACCCAGAGAUCAAGUCUCUGAUGGGACCCGACCCCAGGCUGAAAUGGAUCGUCUGCACGAUGGUUGCCGUCCAGUUUUUGGCCUUCUAUUUGGUGAAGGACCUGCCGUGGAAAUGGGUCAUGUUCUGGACAUAUGUGUUCGGGAGUUGCAUAAACCAUUCAAUGACACUAGCGAUUCACGAGAUCUCUCACAACACGGCUUUCGGCAACAACCGUGCCAAAUGGAACCGCUGGUUCGCCAUCUUCGCCAAUCUGCCCAUUGGGCUGCCUUACUCUGCAUCCUUUAAGCGCUACCACCUGGACCACCAUCGGUACUUGGGUGGAGAUGGCGUGGAUGUCGACAUCCCCACUGAUUUCGAGGGCUGGUUCUUUUGCACCCGUUUGCGCAAGCUCUUCUGGAUCAUGUUCCAGCCGCUGUUCUACGCCAUCCGUCCCCUCUGCAUCAACCCCAAACCCAUCAGUCAACUAGAGCUCAUCAACGUGGCCAUACAGCUCUCGUUUAACACUCUGCUUUACUGGACCUGUGGUGCCAAGCCCUUGGUCUACAUGAUGAUGGGCUCAAUGUUAGGAAUGGGUCUCCAUCCCAUCUCAGGACACUUCAUCGCAGAACAUUACAUGUUCCUCAAAGGCCAUGAGACCUACUCUUACUAUGGAUCCCUCAACCUGCUGACUUUCAACGUCGGGUACCACAACGAGCACCACGACUUCCCUAGCGUUCCAGGACGCCGACUACCAAUGGUGAAGAAAAUCGCAGCGGAGUACUACAGAGACCUGCCGUGCUACACGUCAUGGGUGAAGGUCCUUUAUGACUUUAUCAUGGACGAUGAACUGAGUCCGUACUCCCGCGUGAAGAGACGACUGACCGGAGAUGUCAAACAGGAGUGACCGCGACGGGACGACAUCUGCCGCUGACCGUUUUAACCUUCGCCU
This is a messenger RNA of Sinocyclocheilus anshuiensis, 1228 nucleotides long. RefSeq names its product delta(4)-desaturase, sphingolipid 1 (gene degs1). Gene Ontology annotation, molecular function: sphingolipid delta-4 desaturase activity. The record is from RefSeq and is a predicted model, not a curated record. The transcript is spliced from 3 exons. Gene Ontology annotation, biological process: ceramide biosynthetic process. Gene Ontology annotation, cellular component: membrane. Bases 206 to 1183 code for a protein of 325 amino acids. NCBI's taxonomy places the organism in Eukaryota, Metazoa, Chordata, Actinopteri, Cypriniformes, Cyprinidae.